This is a messenger RNA of Cyprinodon variegatus (sheepshead minnow), 2283 nucleotides long. RefSeq names its product carbohydrate sulfotransferase 6-like (gene chst6). Gene Ontology annotation, biological process: sulfur compound metabolic process; carbohydrate metabolic process; N-acetylglucosamine metabolic process. Lineage: Eukaryota; Metazoa; Chordata; Actinopteri; Cyprinodontiformes; Cyprinodontidae. The coding region runs from base 252 to 1451 and encodes 399 amino acids. Gene Ontology annotation, cellular component: Golgi membrane. The record is from RefSeq and is a predicted model, not a curated record. The transcript is spliced from 2 exons. Gene Ontology annotation, molecular function: N-acetylglucosamine 6-O-sulfotransferase activity.
CUCCCUUCCACCCAUCAGCCCAAGUCCAGCCUCCUGCCCAUUCGGUCCAGGGUCGCAGAACCUCUCGGACACGUCCCAGAGAGCUGCGUGCUUACUGCAGCGGAGAGCGGAGGAACACACCGCGGGGCGGAGGGAUACAGAGAGCCGAGGGACGACCCCCGCAGAAAAACAGCGAUACGGAGAAACACUCCGAGAGAAGAGCAAAAAAUCUGAUGGUCUUCUGCACCUGAAACCUGCAGUGAUCUCCAGCCAUGAGUCCCCGCUGCAGAGUUAACUUCAACACUAUGAUUCUCCUGGUUGUCCUGCAAGGGGCAGCAGUGGUAAUGUUCUGCAACUGGUACAUCCAGUUAAGCCCCUGUGACUCUGUUCCCCCUAAAGGCAAAAUUCAUGUGUUGCUGCUGUCGUCAUGGCGAUCAGGUUCAUCCUUCCUGGGUCAGGCUUUCAGUCAGCACCCAUCUGUUUUCUAUCUCAUGGAGCCCGGUUGGCACGUGUGGACCAAACUGCAGAAACCUGGUGCACGAGUUCUCCGUAUGGCUGUGAGGGAUCUGAUGCGGAGCUUGUACCAGUGUGACUUCUCAGUAAUGGAUGCCUACAUGCCAGAAAACUACAAUGUUUCCACCUUGUUCAUGUGGUACCAGAGUCGGGCGCUGUGCUCGCCCCCAGCCUGCCCCCUCACACCACGCACACAGAUAAGCAAUGAGACUCAGUGCCAAAAAAAAUGUGAUUCUUCAGGUUUUCAGAAGGUGGAGGAGGCAUGUCACACUUACAGUCAUGUGGUUAUAAAAGAAACUAGAUUUUUUGAGCUGGAGUCUCUUUAUCCUCUUCUGCAAGAUCCCAACCUGGACCUCCGCAUCAUUCACCUCAUUAGAGACCCCCGGGCCGUGAUGCGGUCGAGAGAGGAAUCAGCCAAAGCCUUUGACCGAGAUAACGCCAUUGUCCUGGAGCAGAGAAACGUUCCAGCAGCCAACGUGCAGUAUGAAGUCAUGCAGGAGAUUUGCAGGAGCCAUGUUCGGAUCAAUGAAAGGGCGAUGCAGAAGCCUCCUCCGUUUCUGAAGGGUCGCUACAAAAUGAUCCGGUAUGAAGACGUUGCACGCAACCCUUUGAAGGAGAUCAAUGAUAUUUAUGACUUUGUAGGUUUAGAGAUGACCGAUGAGAUGGAGGAAUGGAUCUACAGAGUAACCCACGGAAAGGGGAAAGGCAGCAGGAAAGAGGCUUUUCAGAUCACCUCUAGGAAUGCUGCUGAUGUCUCCCAGGCAUGGCGCACCUCGCUUCCCUAUAACAAGGUCAAACGCGUUCAGGAGAUUUGUAAAGGGGCCAUGUCAAGGCUCGGUUAUAGGACUGUUGACAGCGAUAAAGAGCAGAAGAGACUGGACAUAGAUCUGCUGGUUCCACAGGAACCAUAUGAGUUCAGCUGGGUUCCUGCUAAAACUCAACUCUCAGGAAACAGCUAGAGUCUGUCAGUUAGAUCAUUGCCAGACUAGUUAACAGAUCUGCUCCCUGUUUCAGCAACAGAGGCCACAAACUUGAACAAGGGAACACACUGAUCGAGCAGCAAACACUGCUGUCACAGUCACCGUUAAAGCAGGACUUUGUGGAAUGCUGACCUUUCAGAAUGUAGAGAACCUAAAGCUAUAAUGCAUGACAGUAUAGUUUGUGUGAGUGUGUCAGUGGAGAUAGCCAGCAGCAGUUUUGUCUUGCUCCUGGAAACCUCUAUAAACACUCAAUUAGCUCUAUAGGAUUUACAAUAUAUCUCAUUUUACAGAACUUAUGGGAGGAUGUUAUCAUCACUCAUAGAUUCUCUUCAUUUGCCUUGAGAAGUCACAAUUAAUCUUUCAGACAGCCUAGAUGGAGACAUGAAGCAGACAGAGCUUAUUUACAUUAGUCUUCAUUUCUUUUAUACAAUUUAAAGUCUGAUGAAUUAAUCUCUCCCCAGUGUUCUUUAACAGCAAGUGGAGAUUAAGCUUUAGCAUUUUUUUAAAAAUAAGGGACCUACAAAGAUGUAAAAAUAGAAACAUGGCCCAUACAUUAUAUUUUUUUAUUUGUCCCUUAAAUAUCUUUUUUCUCAAUUCCUGGGGGUUUUCUGUGAUGGAAACAUGAAAUGCCGCAGAACUUUUAAGUGAAGGGAAAGUGAUGCAGGAUUUGCAGCAUUUAUUUGAUGGGAGAGUUGUUGUAGAUGUUGAUAGCUGUAGGCAGGAAGGAUAUUCUCUUCCAGAUCUGGAGAAGCCUCUGAAUGAAGACAAGUUGAUGUUAUUUAAAAAUCUUCUGAAGAGGAUGCUCCUUGUU